This is a messenger RNA of Megalops cyprinoides (Indo-Pacific tarpon), 970 nucleotides long. RefSeq names its product OTU deubiquitinase with linear linkage specificity a (gene otulina). The coding region runs from base 95 to 736 and encodes 213 amino acids. Lineage: Eukaryota; Metazoa; Chordata; Actinopteri; Elopiformes; Megalopidae. The record is from RefSeq and is a predicted model, not a curated record. The transcript is spliced from 3 exons.
CGACUGAAGAGUUAACAGGAAAGCGUACUUUCCCUCAACGCUCGUAUAACGUUAUCUUUUGUUAACUUCUGUUGAGUUAAAGGAAAACGGACUAAUGUCUUGGGUAAAAGCCGUUUCACUCGUUGGGGAGGAUGUAUUUGACGAAGAUGAGGAUGAUAUUACUCUUCAGAAUAAAGAAUGGAAAUGCAAUAUGGAGAAACGAGUGAAGGACGGGUACCGGGAUGGUGUCGACGCGGGCAAAGAGGCAUCAUUACAGCACGGUUUCAACGCGGGAUACAGGGAGGGAGCUGCACAGAUGGUGGCCAUUGGGCAGCUGAAAGGAAUUGUGAGUGCGCUGCAGUGCUGGUGUCAGCUGCAGCAGCCAGACUCCACCAUGCUCCCCUCCAUCGGUCGGCUACAGCAGGACGUGGCAAAGCACGAGGAGGGCCUGAUGGAGAGGAUGAAGAUGAAGCAGCAGCAACCGCAGGCCAGCGUCAGUGAGAUCACAGAGAGCAUUGAAGACCUUGGGGUGGAGCAGACCAGUGGAGGGGGCAGCUGCAGUGGGACGGACUGCUGCCCUAAGGAGUGCGCACAGGGAGAAGACCAACCAAGGAGGCCCUGCCAGCGAUCCUUGCACCCUUUCUUCAACGCCAAGGAGAGUCUGGAGCAGCUACUACAGCGCUGUGUGGACUUGGCAACACAACUAGGUCUCCCAGAGGAACUGUUGUAUCAUGUGCAGCAGCUGAACAAUGCGUAGCUGUGGCGUUAGUGCACAGGAGCUUAAGACAUGUACAGAUUCUGCAACAAAUAAAACUUGUUUUUAUUUACGAUGGCAGCUCUUCACUUUGUUUCCCAGUGCUGGUGUGAUAGGAGAAAGUGUCUGGAGAAAUAUGGAAAGAUUUCUCCAAGAGAUAUUCAAAGACUGGACAAUCCCCGAAAGCACUGAUUCUCAAUCCUGCUCCUGGGGCCCCCCUGCUCUGCACGUUUUCCA